Molecule: messenger RNA, 6120 nt
Organism: Leptinotarsa decemlineata (Colorado potato beetle)
Lineage: Eukaryota; Metazoa; Arthropoda; Insecta; Coleoptera; Chrysomelidae
Product: HEAT repeat containing 1 homolog l(2)k09022
Biological process (GO): positive regulation of transcription by RNA polymerase I; maturation of SSU-rRNA from tricistronic rRNA transcript (SSU-rRNA, 5.8S rRNA, LSU-rRNA)
Cellular component (GO): t-UTP complex; small-subunit processome; 90S preribosome
Molecular function (GO): snoRNA binding
Source: RefSeq, a predicted model, not a curated record
UGUGCAUGUGGUAAUGUAGCGGUUAUGUUUAUGUAGUCAGAACAUAACCUAAUUUAAUGAUUGAGUUUCAGAAUAACAUGGUGCUAGUAGUUUUGCUACUUUUUUAAGGCAUUGGAAACUCUGUAGAGUAGAGUAUAUGAUUUGGACAGGAAGUUAUAGGGAAGAAUUAUCAGAAUGAGUACCUCUUUGGCAGAGCAACUGCAGAAUUUAGCUCUCCCCCAAACAACUGCAAUAAAGAGAGAUAAAAAACGCGCUUCGCUAUUAUUCGACCCUAAGGAAGCAGCGGGACUCAAAAGGGAAACCGUUUACCAGAUAGGAUUAGAAGGUCUGGAAGAGCUCAUUCAGAAAAAUGAGGUGUUUCAACAAUUUCAUGACUCCUUGUUUCAUUUAACUGCCAAGGACUUUGAGAGGUCCGUACAGACUGCCGAAGCCAACGAGAAACUAGACAAGCACAUUCGUAAGUUCUUAUGUCUGUUAUCUCCUUACUUUUUACUGAACUGCUCACACAAAGCCUUGGAGUGGAUGAUAAAUAGAUACUCUAUACACGAGUACAACAGAGAAGACUUGUUGAUGCUGUGUUUGCCUUAUCACGAAUCCAACAUUUUUGUCCGGCUUAUCCAACUUGUGAAGAUCAAGGAUUCUAGAGACAGCUUCUACUUCCUGAAAGCCCUUCAAAAAACAGGAGCUCAUUUACCUAAACAGAGCUUAUUGAAUCAUGCAGCCAGCAAUAGCGGUUUCCUGAAAUUCGUUUCCAAAUAUAUUACACAGCUAUUGAAACACCACGACAAGCCGAACUUGCUCACCGUUGCUUUCAAUUUCGCCUGCACGGUUUUUCUUGGGGCCUUGGAGUACUCCGAUACAAUCACCGAGGACCAGGUAUCUCAAAUGCUGCCCCUAUUGUUGAAAGGGUUGAAUUCUCCAAUAGCAGACUUCUGUGCCGUUUCUUAUGUAGUAACCUCAAUGCUGGUGACAAAAACAACAUUAUCAGCUAAGCUCUUGGAUAAGUUUGUUGAGAAAAUAUCUGAGAUCAAAGUUAACGGACUUAAAUCUGAGGCUUGUUUGAUUCUGGUGAUUAUUUAUCAAGCACAAAAACACUACAAGCAGAUACCUCCAAGUGCUGUAGGGAAUUUGUCUGAAAGAGAGUGGUUGCCAAAAGAGUUGCACCUUCUAAACAGUUCUGGAUGUCUAAUCUAUCCGUUUUUGGAGCUGAUAGGGAAUCGAUUUACUGAAGAGGGGAUACAUAACGACCUUAAAUUGGCUAGGGAUAUGGUUACAAACUGCUUGAAUCAGCUCAAAUUGGAAGAGUCAUUUGUGGGCAGUUUUCUCAAUGCCAUACUGGACGCCACACGACCCAAAAUGGAUAUUUCCGAGGAAGCCAGAUCUUGGCUUGUCGACAUUGUCCAGGCUCUGGAGACCCAAUACCCGAUUCCCUUUGACAAAGAAGUAUACAAGAUCCUAUCUUCAACCUCUGACAAAAAAUCUACGCGCAAAAGAAAAUGCCUCAUGAAAAUCCUAAAGGGCGCUUCCACCUACCAAGGGAAAUUCAACAUCUUCGAAAAACUCUAUAAUCCCAAUCCGGUUUUCAGAGAAGAAGCUCUCAAGUAUUUGCUGGACAAUUACGAAAUUUUGAGGGAGACAGACAGAGAGAUCAUCAUCAGUUCUUUCGCUGAUAGACUUAAAGACGAUAAAGUCGAGGUCAUCGGCGAGACACUUUCGCUACUCCAGGAAACACCUAAAAUCAACAAAGCACCCCUGAAGAACGUUUUGAUUCAGCUGGCAUAUAAGUGCCAAGGCAAUGCUUCCUACUGGGAGCCGGUAGCAUACAAAGUCGCAGAACUCUUAGGGUCUAGCUUCGAAGCCAAUGAUUGGCAGGUAUUUUUAGUCUUGUUUCCAUACUUAUUGCCGAGAACUAACAAAAGCCUCGGAAAAUGUCGGAGAUUGGUCAAGUCGAGCUUUUUCUCUAAUCAUGAACUUUUCAAAACUAAAAUUAAUACUUGGAGGAGUACUAGUGACGCUACUUCUUUUUGUGAGGUUUCCCUUGAAGCAGUAGCUUCUAACACCGACCUGGAUAAGGUCAAGGAAUUUCUAUAUGAUGCUCUGAAACAGCUUCCCAUGGACAAGUAUAGAACGUUUCACUUAUACAUAGCUUUGCUUAUAUCUUCUAACCUAUUGCCCCAUAGCUCUUCUUUGGAGAUAGGGGAGUUACUAGUUAAACUCUCGAUUGACUGCGUGAAUUCGUCUUGGAAUAAGGACAAGGAGGAAUCUUCAGUUCCGGGCCAACUAGCACUCGCUGCUUCUGGAAAAGUCCCUCUCCUAGGGGUUUUACAGUGUAUUGAAAAUACUGUUCAUAAAAUGAAGAAACCUGAUUAUAAUCUUUCACUUCACGACUUCCACAAGACAGAUGCUGAUGAAGGUUUUUUUUUACGCUUGACUAGUUUCCUUAUCGGCAACAUCGAAAGUUAUGAAACAGUUCUGAAGGAAUAUUUGAACGGUUUCUGUGACGACAGCCUAUCUCAAGUAGACUUUCUCUUGAAUCUCUGCACAUCGGAAAGUGAGGUUUUGGAAGAGUGCUUCAAGAAACAAGUCCUGACUUAUUUGAAAAACGCAUUGAAAGCCGACAAAGAAGAGAACUGGCUCAUAGACGCCAAUAGACCAACAACUGUAUUUUCAUUGGUGCUGCUUUGUGACCCUGACGAAGAAAUUAGAAAUCUUGUUUUCGAGCUCAUCAGUCUCUUCAUCGACAGUUCCGCCGGGAAGUCUUUCACCUACAUCCACCUUUUGGAGAGUAUCACAAAGUAUAAGGAAGAAAUUCUGACUGACUGCGAUCAAAUGCCUCUGGUUCUGUUCAACAUUCUGGACCCCCAGAGCGAGAAAAAAGGAUCCCAAUGGAACGCCAUUCAGGAUCACUUGCUGGAAAAGUGCUGCAGUUCAGAAAGCCCCGUUUAUCUGAAAGCCGGCAUCCUGAAGAUGAUGUCGCACAUAAAUUCUUUUGAAAUCCUCGAAUCUGUGGCAGAAGUAGCCUUGGAGAUCCUCCGCCAUAGCCAGGGCUCGAUAGAUUCUUUCAGCGCCAAGAUUAUAGGAUACGCCUUAAGCCGGAUCGAAGCCAGUGUCAUGAAAAAACUUGGCCUGGAUACGGUUACGUGGAAUUUCCUGGAAACAGGCAUCAAAGACGAUCGAACGGUAGUAAUCAAUGAAGAAGGUGACAAGAUGUGCCUCUCCCACCUCGUGCUGAACCAGCUGGAAAAAGAGUGUUUCGAAGUCCUGGACGACUCUAUAGCAGAAAAAUUGCUCGACGUGAUAGUCGAAAUUGCUAGCACGACGCAGAACCCUGAGGUACCUCCCGCGGCGAGUAGGAUCUUCAAGCACAUCGAUCUAGACGCAAACUUGAUCCUGAGUCAUUUGACGAGAAUGCGGGACAUACAGUCUCCGAAGGUAGACCAGGCGAAGAAGAAACGCAGAGUGAGUGUCAUCCCCACUGUUGACAUACUUGAUCUAGUCGAGUGGAAGAAGGGCGUAACCGUACUGGAAUUCAUCCAAGAUAAAAAGAAAAUACGCAACAGUGACGUUCUGAUGCAGGUCCUUUUUGACCUUCUCAAACGGUGCCUGAACUUCGACGAGCAAGCUGCUGUGGAGUACCCCAAGCAGCUGCUACUCUCUUCUAUCCUGCACUGUUGCUCGAAGACGGAGCACCCGUUGCCGGAGAAUGUUUUCAACAUGGAGGUUAUAGUGCAGUGUAUCAGAGCCUCACAGAAUCCGCAGACGCACCACCAUGCGUUAUUGUUGCUCGCACAUACUGCCAACUUGUUUCCGACGCAGGUCUUGCAUCACAUGAUGGCGAUUUUCACGUUCAUGGGGUCGUCAGUCUUGCGUCACGACGAUGCCUACAGCUUUCAGAUCAUCUCGAAAAUAAUAGACACUAUAGUACCGAUUCUGGUGAAAGACAACAACGAGGGUGAUAUCGCCAAGGUGCUCCGGGUGUUUGUGGACGCCAUCCUCGAUGUUCCCGAGCACAGGCGCAUGCCGCUCUACAAACAGCUGCUCGAUAAUAUUGAUCCCAAGGAGAACCUCUACCUCUUUCUUCUAGUCGUCGUCGAGGCCCAGGUAUUGCACAGCAGCGAGAAGAAACAGAAGAACGACAAGACGCAGAGAAGACUCGUAAUAGCUGCCGAUUUGUGCGUGCAGUUCCCUCCCGAAACCGUGCUAUACACCGCCGUGAAAAUGCUAGACUACGUUCGGUCCCUGCCCGAGGAAAAGGAAGAUGCCAUGGAAGUGGAUGCUCACAGCGGCACCUUCGACGUAUCCGCACAGAAUCCCAAAGACUUUCGCCAUUACAAGUACCUGCUGUUGAAAUUUUUGACGACGCUGCUGAGCAGUUCUGCUUUUGUCAACCAGGUGGCGACGCUGCGCGGUGAAGAAGAGCUCGCGCUGGAACCGCUGCUCAAGGAAAUGAUUGUCAAAGUAUUACAGUUCGUUCAGAAGAUAUCCAAGGUCGUGGAUAAAUCCGCUAGCGGUCCGCAGGCGCAUUACUGGAAGGUUAUCUUGCAUCUCGGAUACGACAUCUUGGAUAGCAUCAACGCCCUGGUCACGGCGCAGAUGUUCUUGCUGGUUACCAAGGGGUUGAUGGUCCAUACCCUGCCCACCGUUCGUAGGCGGAUACUAGAACUGCUAAACAUGAAACUGCAGUAUAACUCGCAGUUUUUCGCCGAUUGCGAGAAGAGUGAGAUAUAUACGUUGAUCCCGCCGAUAAUAUCCAUAGUCGAAACUAUCGACGAAGGACUGGAGCCCGAGCAAGAGAUUAUAAUCCAAACAGCGCUUUUAUCUCUGAAGCUUCUAGUCAAGUCGCUCGCAAGUGAUGAACCAGAAAAGUUCGUGCCCAUUUUGGAAUUCAUCACCACAAUCAUUAGAUCCGGCAAGGCAAAGAACAACGUCCUAGCUUCUGUAGUACUCUGUCUCGCGGAGCUCUGUGUAAGUCUAAAAGGCUACGCCAUUGCCAGCCUUCCGGAGUUCAUGCCUGCUAUUACGAAGAUACUCAAGCUGCAAAAACAUGAAGAAUCUUCCAGCGUACUUCUAAGAAGCACCAUUACUACUAUCGAAAAAAUACUGGAUAGCAUGCCUCUGUUUUUGAGUCCUUACUUGGAGAAGCUCCUAGUGGAAGUCUCCAUUCUGUUGUCCAAGUGGGACGCUAGCCAAGGCGAACAGAAAACCCAGUCCCUAGUAAGUAAACUGAGCAGUAUAAAACAGAAGAUUGGGUCUAUGAUACCUUUAAGAGUACUACUGCCUUCUGUUGAGCAUUGCUAUGAUAGACUGAUAGGCAAGCACUGUUACAAAGCCACAAGUGCCUUGAUGGACGUGCUAUGCGAAGGCGUGGCAAACCUCAAAGGUGCCGACAUCAACUCCAACUUGCCCGAGCUGACUAGUUUUUUCCUAAACGCCUUGAAGUUCCGGUCGGAGAGCGAGUGCACCUUGGACGACACUAAUUUAGUCGAAAGCCAUGUCGUGAAGGCAUUCAAAAGCCUCAUUUUGAAGCUGUCCGAAAAUACGUUCCGACCGCUAUACUACAAGCUGUAUGACUGGGCGAUCAGGAGUGAGGUUAAGAGCGAGCGAUUGAUUACAUUCUACAACUUGUCCGCAGGCGUUGCGCAGUCGCUGAAAGGUAUUUUCGUUCUGUUCGCCGGGCAUUUCAUAAAUAACGCUGCGCAGACUUUGGAUUCUUGCAACACAGCAAAAAGUGAAGAACUGUUCUUCAGCGAGGAUAGCAAGACGAAGUUACUGCUCGAAAGAGUCUUGGGUACUUUGGAUGCCGUCUUUCUGUAUGACAGCCAGAAGUUCGUGAACAGAGAGCGAUUCGAUAUCUUGAUGCAGCCAUUGGUAGACCAGUUAGAAAACACUCUAGGAGGAAUAGAAGAGCUAGUCGAGCGAAACAACAAACUCCUGACACCCUGUCUCGUGCAUUUUGCAGUGGCCGCUGCUGACGACUCGCUGUGGAAGCAGAUGAACUAUCAGAUCUUGUUGAAGAUGAGAAAUAACACGCCGAAAAUACGGCUGGUGGCGUUGCACUGUUUGACAGAGAUCGUUAAGAAGUUGGGCGAGGAUUUCCUUCCUCUAUNUGGCUUGUGCUAG